UACAAAAUUAUAUCCGUGCACAAAUAAGUUCACUUACACUGACUAAUCUUUCGUUUUUGCUCUAAUCAUGAGUAGCUUCAUUUUAGCAACAACACUCCUUAUGGCUCUGAUAUGCUUCGUCUCUCUCCCGAUUUCAACCGUUGGAUUACAAAAGAAACCGUGGCCUAAGCCGUCAGAAUUAGUGGCAGGCCGCCACCACGGCAAAGGCUAUAGCCGCCUUGGAGACUCCAAGAUUGGUUGGGGUACCUCUUCCCUAUCAGACUCUAAAGCACCUCUAUCGCCCCCCGUAUUGCUACCGGGGUUUCCUAGCAUCCCAUGGCUUCCUAACAUCCCAGGAAUUCCCAUCAUCCCGAGUCUUCCCAAUAUCCCGAGUCUUCCCACCAUCCCUGAAAUACCAAACAUUCCGAGGAUUCCUAACAUCCCGGGGCUUCCUAACAUUCCGGGCCUACCUAACCUCCCGAGCAUUCCUAGAAUCCCGGGACUUCCUCCUCUACCGUGGGUCAAGUCAGAAGUUGUGUCGAAAUCGGCUAAAGUGGAGAACUGCUUGACGAAAGAUGGAUCAAAGACCUCAAAGAAAUCCUUUUCAAAAAUAUUGUCUAGCUGGGAAAAGAAAGAUUAUUUCACAUUAAUGGACGAGGAAUGCUGCGAGAUCGUUGUGAAUAUGGACAAGAAGUGCAAUAGCCACGUUCAAAUGUUGUUCAAGAGCCCAUUCUUUGUUCCUCUUCUUCGAUACUCGUGUCACAUCAAGCACACCAAAGACUAAGCGAGUCCCUCCAAUGGAUAUUUAGUUAUAUAUGUUCACCGUACACAGUAUGUGUCAUUUCCAUAGUUCUCUGUCGUGAUGAUCUCAUAGACUUAUAUAUUAUUAUUUCUCUUCAUUGAGUGAUAGGAGGCA
Molecule: messenger RNA, 895 nt
Organism: Arabidopsis thaliana (thale cress)
Lineage: Eukaryota; Viridiplantae; Streptophyta; Magnoliopsida; Brassicales; Brassicaceae
Product: ECA1 gametogenesis related family protein
Exons: 1
Coding region: 68-763 (231 amino acids)
Source: RefSeq, marked reviewed